AUGCACAGUACACUGGAUCCAGACACUUUGUGCUGCGCUUGUGAGUAUAAAGAUGCUGCUGGUAAGCAACGCAAAGUGUCAUGGGUCAAAAGUGAGCUGGAAUACACUCCGUCAUUUAAUAUGGGUCCACGAAAUGUUCUGCCCUGUGUGACAUCUGGUUCCCAUUUCGGAGCAGAAGAGGAGGAAAGAGUUCUUUGUGCCAUGAUGUGGGGAAUGAUCCCACCUUGGCAUCAGGGUGAUUUCAAGAAACAUAAGUUAUCUUCUCACAACGGUCGUUUGGAAAGCAUACAAACUUCAAAAUUGUAUUCUCCCUCACUGCAAAAGCAACAAAGAUGUAUUGUGAUUUGUGAUGGUUUUUAUGAAUGGAAAGCUAAGGAAAAUAACCAAAAACAGGCAUAUUAUAUAUAUACAGCUCAAGAGAAAGGUGUAAGAUCAGAUGAUCCUGCAACCUGGAAUAAUGAAUUUUCAGAAACAGAUGGAUGGAGAGGUUUUAAAGUGUUAAAAUUGGCUGGAAUAUUUGAAACAUUUACAACUGAGAAGGGAAAAAUCAUACAGAGCUGUACAAUUAUCACAAGAGAAAGCAACAAUGUACUGUCUUGGUUACAUCAUCGUAUGCCAAUAUGCCUGAAUGAGGAAGAAUGUCAAGCAUGGUUAAAUACAAAUUUAACAACAGAUGCAGCUAUUAAAAGAUUGAAUGAUCUUAUAUUGCAAGAGGAAACUUUAAGCUGGCACCCGGUAUCUACAGCUGUCAAUAAUGUUUUUCAUAACUCUCCUAAUUGCAGAAAAGAAAUAAAAUUAAGGUCAGAAAAGAAAAAUAAUCAGGCAUCUUUUAUGGCUUCUUGGCUGCAAAAAGGAUCAGCUGUUUCCAAUAAAAGAAAAAGCAUAGAUGAUAAAGAUGCAGAUAUAAAUCACGAGCAAGAGGAAACGAAAACCUCGAAGCACAUACGCAACGUGAGUGGGAAUUAUACGUACACAUGUAAUGAAUCAAAAAAACCACAGAACAAAAAUCUGAAUCGCUACAGAGAUGUGGCGCCAUAUGAUCACAGUAGAGUUAUACUUAAGAAAGGUGUAUGCGACUAUAUCCACGCCAAUCAUAUACCGGUGGAUCGCGCUAAAAGGCAAUAUAUCCUGACGCAAGGACCCUUACCGCAUACCGCCGGCCACUUGUGGCUGAUGGUAUGGGAGCAAAACUGUAAGGCUGUACUGAUGUUGAACAAGGUGAUCGAAAAGAAUCAAAUUAAAUGCCACCAAUAUUGGCCGUUGGGAGACACAGGCGAUGCCGCUAUGACGUUCGAUGACGUCGGUUUAAAGGUGGAAUAUAUCAGCAAAGUAGAGUCUUCGGACUACACAACUAGGACGUUACGUAUAACGGACUUGGAAAGUAACGAUAGUAGGGAUAUCUUACAUUUUCAUUAUACCACUUGGCCAGACUUUGGAGUACCACAAUGUCCAACGGCCUUUUUACGUUUCUUGGCAGACGUCAGGCAAUCAGGAGCAUUAGAUCAAAAUGUCGGCCCACCCGUUGUCCAUUGUUCCGCAGGUAUUGGAAGGUCGGGGACAUUCUGCUUGGUUGACACAUGCUUAGUGUUGAUUGAGGAAAAUGGAUUGAAUUCCGUGAAUGUGCGGGAAGUACUGCUGGAAAUGAGACGGUACCGUAUGGGUUUGAUACAAACGCCAGACCAGCUACGUUUCUCGUAUGCUGCCAUCAUAGAGGGAGCGAAACAAUUGCCACUGAAUGACGUGACAGGUUUACCGAAAACUGUACAGAAUGAUGACGUUAAUGACGUAAUAAAUAAUUACAACUUCAUAAACCAUCCCGUGGUGGAACAAGACGACGAGCCUCCUCCUUUACCUCCGAGAGCGGAGUCUUUAUCAUGCACUGCUGCAAUCAUGGAUACCAGAGAGAGGUUAUACGCAGACGGAUUAUGUGGACCACCCGACAAACCGCUGCCAAGCGAACCGCCCUUUUACAUGGAACCAUGUACCAGCCCACCGUUUACAACCUCCACAUCCGUCACGGAUGUUAUAGAAGAACAAAAUGUCCCAUUACUUGCUGAAGUGAAUUCUGACGACUCUUCUGAGGACCCUUCUUCCUCGUUAAAUUGUACUAUAGACUCAGUACGCAGACGUCGAGAAGAGCGAGCGGAGAAGAACGAGCGAUUAGCGACGCAAGUGCGCGAUAUGAAGCGCCGGCAGAGGGAUUGCGAAAAUUGGCAGAAGUUCAAGAGGUCAUUAUGCAAGCCCCUUACAAUAGGCAUAUGCAUCGGGAUCGGAGGGGGUAUCAUACUGGGUGGUUAUUACCUGUAUAUGCGUAGUUAGAUCUACCGUACUGCGUUUUUAAAUGGAUAUCGUACGUACGCAUAAACUUUUCGAAUGGUCAGAGCAACAUUUAGACGACCAACACGAUCGAGGGAGGUUACUGUUUUUGACACGGGAUAUAAGUUCUGAUUUUACAAAGUUUCUUAAUAACAUCUCGAUCUCGACUGAAAUACGCCUUAGUAGAGAAGGUAAAAUAAUUAAUUUAAAGACAAGCAUUUCUCGUAUCACACAAUCGGCAGUACAAUCGCGUCGUGAAGUAAGCUACAAGUCUGUUCUUUCUAGCUGAAUUAGGUUGCAUUUUCAGCCAUUAUAAUGAAACAAGUAUACGAGUAUACAAGUAUACUUGUUGGCAUUGUAUACUUGUUGAGCGAGGAAGGAACGAGGUUCCUUAUGUGCGCAGCUAAAAAAACAGAUCUUGUAUUUCUAUCGUUGGAACAAUAAGUGAGAGUGAACAGUAGGAGACAAGAGAAACAUCGCCGGAGAAGUAACUUAUAUUGCAUUGUUAAUACAUGCUGCUAAAAUGGGAGAAUCGCAAACGGACGAUGACGAGGAUAACGGAUGGACUUUCAAUUUGUAUUUUUAUAUUGUGAUUUAGUCGACGAGUAUCUAGAUUAUCAGAACGUACACCUAACCUAAUCUAGGAAUGCUUUGACAUUCUCUAGAUAAGCAUUCGCAUCGACGCUAAAUCUGGCAAAUGUUCAAGCAUACAUUGACGUCUGGUGUACGUGUGGUAUUUUUCAGAAUAUUUUUUUAUUAAGUUCUCUUAAAAAUAUUGAUUGAAAAAAACUGAGUAGGUCACUUCGCGCGUAUGCUUAUAUGCAUAAGCAUUACGACAAAAGAAUAAGAAGUGCACAAAAAGUUAUCGGUUUAUCACGACCCUCAAAUCCCGUAGGUAUAAUUUUUUUAUGCACAUGAAAAAGUUACGCAUUUCACUUCACAUGUUCGGAUACACCAAAUCGACUGUUUCGGAAUCUUCUUGUUCGUACGCUGGAGAAAAAAAGUGGUUAAUUUUUUAGUUUGCUAGGACAAACAAAAUUCGUUGAAGCAAGUGUUUAAUCGAUUGAACGAAUCAUAUCGUUGCUGCCAUGAAUCAUCAAUUGAUUUAAUCAUUGCGAUUUCGUUAGUGACUAUAUCAACGCGCAACUUGUUGCACUAAUGCGUGAUUUGCCCAAUAAUAGACAUAACGUUUCCUUGAAGACGAGUGACUGUCUAUUUUAUCGAUCCAACUGCUUUUUUUCCUCAGUAUACAUUGUAACAACUAUCAUGAACUCGUAUGGGGAACAUUUAGGAACAGAACACGAAUCAUGGAUGCAUAAAGCUCAAUCGCGAAAAGUCAAUCUCAGCUUCAUUCUCUUCAGCGAGAGACACCGAGGCGGAUGUGGCUUUGUCAUUUUCCGUAAAUAGAUUCUUCUCAUUAUUCAGUUAAAUAUCGGAAACGGUGAGCAAGAAGGAAUCAUAUAUAUAUAUCAUAUAUCAUAUAUAUAUAUAUGCACACACACACACACAUACAUAUAUAUAUAUAUAUAUAUAUAUAUACAUAUAUGUAUGUGUGUGUGCAUAUAUAUAUAUAUAUAUAUAUAUAUAUAUAUAUAUAUGUAUAUAUGUAUGUGUGUGCAUAUAUAUAUAGGUCGCAUCCCUGUAAUUUUCGACGAGCCGUUUCUGAAUAACUUAGACUUACUAUUAGUGAUACGUCAGGGUACCAAAAUCAUUAGCGUCGAUAAGCACCCAAUUUAUCUUAGUAGCGUUAAAUGGAUAUAACCGCGUUAGGCCUAGAAAUUGUUAAAAAAUUUUAUUCUAGUUCGUAUGUAGACAAACGAUGGACUUGUUUUUUUAAUCACUUGCCGAUUGGAGUAGAUUCUAUCUCUAUUGUCUCAUGUCAAAAAAAAAAGAAAAAGGGAGGAAAAUAUUCAUGAGGAUAGAUCAGAUCAUGUGCGCACAUUAAUGAGCAACACACUUGUGACUUUUACAUAUUUUGAAAGUGUUUCUCAAGCAUGUUCUUUCCUUUUUUGUUUUUCGCUUACGUUAAUCUCGUUUGAACUUUUCACUGUUGGGCUAUGAGUAAGAUAUACUUUUUACUUA
Messenger RNA from Odontomachus brunneus, 4398 nucleotides. RefSeq names its product tyrosine-protein phosphatase non-receptor type 2-like. Lineage: Eukaryota; Metazoa; Arthropoda; Insecta; Hymenoptera; Formicidae. The record is from RefSeq and is a predicted model, not a curated record. Gene Ontology annotation, molecular function: protein tyrosine phosphatase activity; single-stranded DNA binding. The coding region runs from base 1 to 2319 and encodes 772 amino acids. Gene Ontology annotation, biological process: DNA damage response; protein dephosphorylation. The transcript is spliced from 12 exons.